Molecule: messenger RNA, 1786 nt
Organism: Pisolithus orientalis
Lineage: Eukaryota; Fungi; Basidiomycota; Agaricomycetes; Boletales; Pisolithaceae
Product: Golgi phosphoprotein 3-domain-containing protein
Exons: 4
Coding region: 362-1486 (374 amino acids)
Biological process (GO): Golgi to plasma membrane protein transport; retrograde vesicle-mediated transport, Golgi to endoplasmic reticulum; Golgi vesicle budding
Cellular component (GO): trans-Golgi network; Golgi cisterna; cytosol
Molecular function (GO): phosphatidylinositol-4-phosphate binding
Source: RefSeq, a predicted model, not a curated record
ACUUGUCACCGCCGACGCGCGGGCGCUGCGAAGCCCAGAAUCACAGCCGCCGAGGGAUUUGGAGCGAAGAAGUGGAGAACCCGAGGGAACUUGCCGGUCGACAGCAACCUCCUUGAGGGGCAGCCCUUUUGGUGUAACCGAAAGCUCGUUGAUCAUACCUGCCAACACAGGUGUCUGGUUUCAGGGACAUAAGGAACCCCGCCGUCGUUGUGUUGUGCGGACGACAAGUGACGGGUACCAAUAUUUUUUUGGGUGUGAUACACAGCAAACAACAAGCGUCGCGUCCGUGCCCAGCAACGCCCCGUAGAAACCCACGUCGACAGCCCACUUGGACGGUUAUCUGACAGGCAGUCUCACCGCCAUGAGCUCCGCUGCAGGUCUGUCUCGACGACGUGUCGCCAACACCGGUUCAUCGUCAGACGAUACCUCCAGCUCUGCUUGGCAUGCGAAUGGUUCUGCCUCUAAUGGCGCUGUUUUAUCCCAUGCUGGCUCAGCGUUCGAGGGUGGUAAUAAAAUUGCGUUCGACCCUCGCGACCUCGAUCAAGACCGGGAAGAGAGCCGCACUGGCGGCAAGUUGCCUCGCCUGACUAUCAUGGAGGAAAUUCUUCUGCUUGGUUUGAAAGACAAGCACGGUUAUCUUUCUUUCUGGAACGACAGUAUCUCUUAUGCUCUUCGAGGAUGCAUACUCGUGGAGCUUGCACUCCGUCGCCGGAUAGCUCUCGUCAAGGACGUCAACCGGCGUAAAUACCCCAUCGGCGACCGCAUAGUGGAGGUUAUUGAUGAUAGGCAGACUGGCGAGACCAUACUGGACGAGACGUUGAAAAUGAUGAAGGCCCAAGAAGUGGACAGGUUUACAAUAAAUGGAUGGAUUGAUCUUCUCAGCGGUGAGACGUGGAAUGUGAUGAAGAUAGGUUACCAGCUUAAGCAGGUUCGCGAACGGCUUGCCAAAGGCCUGGUGGACAAGGGUAUUCUUCGGACGGAGAAACGCAAUUUUCUAUUAUUCGACAUGGCCACCCAUCCCGUGGCCGAUAUCCGAAGCAAGGAUGCGAUCAUCGCGCGUGUAGUGUCUCUGCUGACGGCCAAUACCUCGACAAUUCCGCCGAGCGCACUGGAUAAGGAGGGAACACAAUGCAGGGUCACGCGUGCCAUAUGUUUGGUGUGCGCGGCUUAUGCAGCAAGUGUCCUGGACAAUGCUCUUGGACGAUUAACGUACGAAGAUCGGGAAGCAGCUUUUCAGCGGUGUGACGAAAUCUUGGCGGAAUUUUCGUCUUGGCCAUUCGGGAGUAAUUUAGGGCAAGGUACGGCAAGCGGGCGCCGACGAGAGGCACCACGGAUCGGGAUGGGCAGCACGGUGCCAAGCGGGAGAGAGAGCCUUUUGGGGUUGUUGCAAGAAGUCAAGCGAGAGAUGAAUGGGGAAGAGGACCUUGGAUUCGAGUUGAUCGCUGGUGUUCUGGAGGUGCUUUCGAAGUUGGAUUCUCUCCUGUGAGAUUUUUUUUUUCUGUCCUGAGAUCACUGGUUCUCCACAUUCGUUACAUUGUCGUACGCUUGGGUAUGACCCAAAUAUCUAUGUGAUUAGUAGGCACUCGGACAUGAUGCAUGAUGGCCCGCCACCGGGUCGAUAAGCUCCACUGAUCGACUGAUGCGUCUAAACCUGUUUCGUACAUGAGUGACGACGAGUUUCUCAGCCGGUUGCAGGGACUGGCUGUGUUUCGCUGUGUCUCAGAUGACCAGGCAGCUUUGCGCAGUGGGCCAGCCGUUGUUCCCGCAAGUCAACGACAGUGGGUCU